Messenger RNA from Ascoidea rubescens DSM 1968, 825 nucleotides. It is a transcript of the gene RPL16B, whose product is annotated as 60S ribosomal protein uL13. Gene Ontology annotation, molecular function: mRNA binding; structural constituent of ribosome. Lineage: Eukaryota; Fungi; Ascomycota; Saccharomycetes; Ascoideales; Ascoideaceae. Bases 99 to 701 code for a protein of 200 amino acids. The transcript is spliced from 2 exons. The record is from RefSeq and is a predicted model, not a curated record. Gene Ontology annotation, cellular component: cytosolic large ribosomal subunit; ribosome. Gene Ontology annotation, biological process: translation; negative regulation of translation.
AUUUUUUUUGAAUCGCUUUUUCAUCUUAACUAUUAUCAAGAGUUUCUGGUAUCUAACUUAACCAAAGAUAAACCACCAAAGAAGAAGAAUAUAAUAAAAUGAGCACUUUCGAACCAGUUAUUGUUAUUGAUGGUAAGGGUCACCUUUUAGGUCGUCUUGCUUCCAUUGUUGCUAAACAAUUAUUAAAUGGUCAACAAAUUGUUGUUGUUCGUUGUGAAGCUUUAAACAUCUCUGGUGAAUUCUUCAGAAAUAAACUUAAAUACUAUGAUUAUUUAAGAAAGGGUACUAGAUUCAAUAAAACUCGUGGUCCUUUCCAUUUCAGGGCUCCCUCAAGAAUCUUCUACAAAGCUAUUCGUGGUAUGGUUGAACACAAAACUGCUAGGGGUAAAGCUGCUUUACAAAGAUUAAAGGUCUUUGAAGGUGUUCCACCUCCAUACGACAAAAAAAAGAGAGUCGUUGUCCCACAAGCUUUAAGAGUCUUAAGAUUAAAACCUGGUAGAAAAUAUACAACUGUUGGUAAAUUAAGUUCUGAAGUUGGUUGGAAAUAUGAAGAUGUUGUUUCUCGUCUUGAAGAAAAGAGAAAAGUUAGAUCUGCUGAAUAUUACGCUAAAAAGAAAGCCUUUGGUAAAAAAGUCAUUGCUGCAAAAGCUUCAUCUGCUGAAUCUACUGCUGCCAAAAAAUUAGCUGCUCUUGGUUAUUAAUUUUAUUAUAUAUUUCUAAAUUUUGUUUCAUUUCAAUAAUUUAAUUAUUUAAUAUCAAUAACUAAACCUAAUUUAAAUCAAAUUAAAAACUAUUUAAUUUCUAUUUGUGCUAUAUUACACUUGG